Striga asiatica is the source of this 903-nucleotide messenger RNA. The record is from the annotation of a GenBank genome assembly. NCBI's taxonomy places the organism in Eukaryota, Viridiplantae, Streptophyta, Magnoliopsida, Lamiales, Orobanchaceae.
AUGGUCUACCUGCUUCCGAAGAACACUCCUCACGCGACCUCUGAUGUGUCUGAUUCGCGAUGCAAUUCUCCUGCCCGUCAAACCCACGCGCCAGGCACGAUGGAUCCACGCCCCCGCGGCAGCUGGCAAAUGUCGCCCGGCACCACCCCCGUCAGCUGGUUGUGCGCCACGUUCAGCUGCUCCAGCUUUCGCAUCCGCCGGAUUUCCCCCGGCAGCGACCCCCGGAGUUUGUUGAAGCUCACGUCAAACACCGUCAACUCCGUCAGGUUCCCGAUCUGCGGCGUUAGGCAGUCGGUGAGAUUGUCGUUCAUCAGAAUCAGCUCGUUCAAGGUUCCACCCAUCUUCCCAAUGCUAGCCGGAAUACAUCCGCCGAAGUUAUUGUUCGCCAGGACCAAAACCGAAACCGGCGAGUUGCCGAGAUUGGCCGGCAGGCUGAACCGGAACCGAUCCUUGUUAAAGACCUCCGGCGGCACGGGGCCCUCGAACUCGUUGAACCGGAGGUCCAGGAACUUCAGGGACGUCAUGUUCAGCACCACCGACGGAAAACCGCCGACGAAUCGGUUGUUACUCAGAUCGAGCUCGAAGAGAAGCCGGAGCUUACCUAAGGUUCUCGGGACAACGCCGCAGAAUCUGUUGGAAUUGAGGUGGAACAAGGCCAGAUCCGUGAGCAGACCGAUCUCUGGCGGCAGGGAGCCGGCGAUGUCCGCGUGGUUGAGGUCGAUGCCGGCGACCACUGUUAGCGAUUCAUUCGCCGGCGAGGGAGCGCAGAAGAUCCCUCUGUACGAGCACACGUUAGGCCCCCUCCAGUUCCUUGUGGUGUUAAGCGGAUCUGAGUGGAUGUUCUUCUUCAAGGCCUGCAGGGCAAUGUAUGCCCGCCGGAGAUUUAGGUUCUGGAAGAUGUAA